CGGGCAUUUAUAUGUAUAGUAGUCUAGUACGUGCCCUGCAGUUGGUCUGUGACCGUCGGCCUGUAACAUAUCAACAGCGGCUAAGGCUGUGGCUGUAUCCGUUAUAAGCCUGCCCAGAAGCGUCAGAACUGUUAAACGGAAGGUUCUAUUGCGAUAAACACCAUGGACACGCUAAUAUCGGUUGGCGCCAUUGUGGCAGCUAUUAUUUUGAAGCUUGUGUUUUUUCUAGUGACAUCAAGGAUUUUAUUGAAAAGAGCCCCCAAGAAGUCUGAGCCAUACCAAGUUAUUAGCAAGGGCUCGAAUGUCGAAAGGUCUGCCAAACGCAUCCUAGUUACUGGCGGAUGCGGCUUCCUCGGAAGCGCAAUCGUCCGCCAGCUCCACGAGCGCCUGGGCUCCCGAGUAUCCCUCGUGGUCCUCGACACCGCCAUCCACGCCAAGUUCUCCCCGCUGCUGCCCUCCGCCACCUACAUCCGCGGCGACGUCUGCACCUACUCCCACGUCCGCGCCGCCUCCGCCGGCUGCGCCUGCGUUGUGCACUCCGCGGGUCUGCUGCACAGCUGCCUCAGCGACGAGGCCGCCUUCGAGCGGGUCAACUUCCUGGGCAGCCGCAACGUGGUGGAGGCGUGUCUGGAGGGCGAUUUGGUGGCGCUGGUGUACACGUCAUCAGGCUCUGUGGUGUUCAACGACUCCAUCGCGCGGGCGGCGGGCGGCGGCGGCAGCCUGGCGCCCAUACCCGAGAGCACCGCAGCGCUGCCCGCAGCCCAGCUGAACGGCGCCUACGCGCGCAGCAAGGCGGCUGCGGAGCGGCGCGUGCUGGCUGCCAACAGCCAUGCGCUGCAUGUGGUGGCGCUGAGGCCGGGGGGCGUGUACGGCGUGGGGGACACGACCCUGACCGGCAACAUCCUGGCUGGCAAGCCCUACGUGGGUCCGGGCGACGUGCAGGUGCCCUUCGUGUGGGUGGAGGACGCGGCGCGCGCGCAUGUGGACGCCGUGGAGCGGCUGCUCUUCCCGCAGCCGGGCGCCCCGCGCAUCCACGGUCGCGCCUACCACCUGGCGCACGACCCGGUGUCCGACCCGCUGCUGUACCGGGAGUUUGUGGGCGGGCCGCUGGUCACCCCCGCGGAUCGCAAGUCAGCGGAGGUACGGGCGGCGGAGGCGGCAGCGGGCGUGCAGGACCCGCUGUCGGCGGGGGUGAAUGCGUACGGGUUGCGUUGCAACUCCCCCGUGCCCUUGCCGCUGAUCCGGGUGCUGGCUGCGGUGAACGAGUGGGUGGGUCGGCGGUUCGGGGUGGCGUUGCUGCACCCCAGCAUGACGCCAGAGAACAUGCGGUACGCCACCAACCACUGGCCGCUGGAUGUGGGUGAGGCGCGGAGGCUGCUGGGGUGGCAGCCCACGCCGUGGCGGGUGGUGGUGGCGAGGCUGGGGGCGCAGGCGCGGGCGGGGAAGGAGGAGGGCGGGAAGGGAAUGAAGGACAAGGCGGCGUGAGCGUGGUAGCGGGCGGCUAGGGUGUCAAAUCGUGCGGAAAGCUGGAGGAGUUGGAGUGGGGAGCGUGUCUUGGUGUUUGGUAGUGGGGGAACGUGAGCCGGCACCGGCACCGGCUCAGGUGCAGCGGGCUCUCCGCCCGCCCGCCGCCCUCGCAGCAGCACCAGCGCGCGUCUGCAGAAGCACUGCCAGGCGGCCAGCCGGUACUCGAAGCACUGCCAGGCGCCCCGCGCCUCGCAGCGUAGCCUGCCUGAGAAGAAGGCGUGGCGGCUGGGGCGGCUCACGAAGGACUGCAUCUGCGGCAGCUCCCCGGUGCUGCUGCCCUCAUCCAGCAUGAGGCCCACACAGAACUGGCCCAGGCAGUCCCGCCUGCGGGCGCCGUGCGGAGGGGGGCGAGAGACCGGGGUUGCAUGCGGUGGUGCAGGGCGUGUGUGUUCAGAAACCGGCCGCGAGUCGGUAUGUAUGUGCGCGCGUGUGUUAAAAUAACUGGUGUGUGUGGUGGUGGUGGUGGGAGCUCGGCGCAUGCGACGGGGCUGUGCAGUGCAGGGGCAGUGCGACCCUGUACCGGUAGGUGCAGAGAAAGGCGUCAGGAUGUGUGCCGGUAAUCCGACCCAUCCAACCCGCAAAAGUGCCGGACAUGGCGUGCUGUUUCCGUCCUCUGCCUCCCACCUGCUCCCCACGUGCACGCUCAGCCGCAUCCCCAGCCCCGCAUCCAGCAGCUGGGCCGCCUGCGCGCCGCUCAGACCGCGG
Messenger RNA from Astrephomene gubernaculifera, 2232 nucleotides. NCBI's taxonomy places the organism in Eukaryota, Viridiplantae, Chlorophyta, Chlorophyceae, Chlamydomonadales, Astrephomenaceae. The record is from the annotation of a GenBank genome assembly.